Messenger RNA from Parasteatoda tepidariorum (common house spider), 5591 nucleotides. RefSeq lists its product as uncharacterized. Gene Ontology annotation, molecular function: RNA polymerase II cis-regulatory region sequence-specific DNA binding; DNA-binding transcription factor activity, RNA polymerase II-specific. The record is from RefSeq and is a predicted model, not a curated record. NCBI's taxonomy places the organism in Eukaryota, Metazoa, Arthropoda, Arachnida, Araneae, Theridiidae. Gene Ontology annotation, biological process: animal organ morphogenesis; regulation of transcription by RNA polymerase II. Gene Ontology annotation, cellular component: nucleus.
AGUUUCCAAAACAUAAGUGAAGUUAGAAGAACAAAAAAAUUGGAAUUAGCACUUAAAUCAAUUAAGUACGGUUUGUUUAACGUUUAAGUUCAUAAAUCAGGAAACGAUUAUAACCCUAAAAAAUUGCAGGCCAACCAAAUAAGAGGAGACCGUUUACCGUUUCGCCAUCAAGGAGUGACAGAAAGUGUGAUUUAAGGAGAAGAUAGUAUGAAUACGGGGGAUGAAGAGAACUUUGGAACUCCGACACAGAGAGAGAGAAAGAGAGAGCGAAAGAAAAAAAAGGAAGGGAAGAAAGUAGAAUAAAAAAAGCAACGGACAACAGAUACUCUAAAUCUCGCGUAUCCAGUCCUUUUCAAAGAAUCACCUCAUGCCUGUUGCACUGCGUGGUUAACUCACGUUGAUACCCAUGCGCUCAUUUUUAACGGAUAAUAUUCACUUGCGAUGAAGCGUUAAAAGGAUUUAAUAUUUGAUUGAUUACGAACGGCUACUGGAUGUUAAACUAUUGCUUCUGUGGAAUUAUUAAUUGCAUCGCUUUAUUCUUUUUUAAAGCUUUCAUCUUGCUGGUUCGUGAACUUUGAUUCCUUAUACAAAUCUAUUAAGAACUUUUUUUAAUGAAGUAGUUAGCGCAUAGGAUCAGUUCCAUUUUUUUUGUUUCGUUUUUUAAAUAUUAUCGCAAUAAUGACCUUGGAUGAAUUGCAUGUUAAAUAUGCAAAUUCUGUUUUGAAAAAUAAAGAAGUUGACUAUACUGAUAGAGUGAAUCAAUCUAGCUACAGGCUGCAAGAUUGUUUAACUGGAAUGGAUAACAAUAACAAGUUACCUUCCUGUGCGGAAAUAACAACUCCAGGUAAUGACAGGAAUAACUUAUAUAGGAUGUUUAGCAAUGUUUUCCAGAGACCCUCAGAUCAGUGCUUUAAGCCUGGACAAUUCGACUAUGCUUCGGACAUGUAUACAAAUCCUUCAUAUCAAGCUGAAACGGUAGAAAAAAGGUACAGAGAUGGUUUAAAACCAGGAAUAUCACCCGAAUAUAAGAGAGACGCUUACGAAGCGAGUUCUGAAAUCACCGUUGGACAAUCAAACCCAAGAAAUGACAAUCCCAUGCAAACGUUUGCUGUUAAAGAAGAGGUGUGUUCAGAAGAUAAUGAAAGACUUGUGGCCUCUCCUGACAAAGCAGAAGAUGACAGUUUGGACAGAACUCUGAGUAAAAACGAUGACUGCAGCUCUCCAAAGAAAUCAGGUGCUGGCAUGCGUAAACAAGAAAAACCACCGUUUUCAUACAUCGCUUUAAUAGUGAUGGCCAUUCAAAGCUCACCGACAAUGCGCUUGACAUUAAAUGAAAUUUACGAGUAUUUACAAUCGCGAUUUGAAUUUUUUCGUGGAGAAUACAAAGGUUGGAAAAACUCGGUGCGUCAUAAUUUAUCACUUAAUGACUGUUUCAUUAAGCUUCCUAAAGGUGUUGGAAGGCCAGGAAAAGGACAUUACUGGACUGUCGACCCAGCCAGUGUUACUGUAUUUCAAGAUGGAUCAUCCAAAAGGAGACCUAGAGGUUUUAAACGUAGGUGUCAACUUACUGAUUUGCAGAGAUUCCCUAUGUGUUACCCUGGUGUCAACACUUCAUCUGUCAUAGGAUAUGACAUGAUGAACCAGCCAAAUAUGACAUGUGGACCUUUGCAAUCAACUACUUUGGCUAACCUGUUGCAAUACCCAAAUGAAUCUAGUGAGUUUUUGGGUAAAAUGAAUGCUCGUCAGCCUGUUCGGAGGAAAUGUGCUGUCCCAUUUCACCCUUAUUAUUAUCAGAACUCUUCUGGCACUAUGAUUGGUUAUGACUCUAUUAAUCAAACAAGUUCUAACAUGGCAGGUAGUACAGGUGCUAACAUAUCAGGCCUGCAAUCAUACUUAGCAUCCACAGAUCAAAUGAUGGCACAAUCUAUAGCUCAAACUCAGCAACAUUAUAAUUACAGUUUAACAAACAAUUGUACGUCAAUCGGUGGAAUGCCAAACGGUCAUUACAUGGCCAGCUGCGCUGUUUCUAGUUCCGCCGUACUUGGGCCGACAUCUCCAUCGGCGGCGGUGACGACCGAUUUUGGUGGAGUAGCUACAACGGUUCCACCAGCGAUAGCCUACGGUGGGAAUAUGCCUGACCAGUUGAAUUCCGUUGCGGGAGAAUGGACUACUAUGAUGAAUGCAUCUGUCGCGGUAGAUCCUUCUUACAUGAAGCAAUCACCGUUGAGUCCAGCAAGUAGUGCAACUGGUUCAAUUUCUCCAAAUGGUGCACCCAAUACACCUGUGACCUCCGAAACUGUAAACUAUCCUCAAACAGGCUCAGAACAGGUCUGUCAAAGACUUAUGAACAAUAAUUCUUCAGAUUUGCAAGUUCCAGGUACUGUUUCUCCUGUCAGUCAAUGGCCAAUGCGACUUCAAUCAACAAUGACGUCACCACAAUGUGAACGCACUCCUUAUCCCAUGAAUGUGAGUCAUCCAACCACAAGCUCUCCACCGCAAAAUAAUAAUGUUAGUCUUCCUUCUAUAUCAUCAUUAUGUAACUCUUUAUCGUCCAAUAACAUACCUGUUACGCAAGAUACCGGUUACUCAGACAACAAGUACUUUUUGUGCUCUGGAGGAAGUAGUACUUUUGCUCAAUAAAAAAAUUGGUAUUUUUAAAGAGAAUGUACAAACUUUUCACAUAAUAGUAUGAUUGUAAAUGACAGAAAAAAUUGAUAAAACUUAUUUGAAUUGUUUGCUCUCGUAAGUUUUUUGCAAAUAGUGCUCUUUAACACUUAUAAUGUUCUUCAAGUAAUGUUAGAGAUAAUCAAAUCCAGUAUAAAUUGUAAAUGGUUUUUCAAGAAUUAAUUGUAAUCAUUCAAAAAUUAGCACUCAUUUAUUUUUUGCUUUUUAUUGUAAAAAAAUAGUGAAUAUUAUGUGAAUAACAAAAUUAGUGAAAGUGUUGAUUAAAUAAUUUAAUUGCUUAAUUUAAAGAGUUUUAAAAAUAAUUGUUUUGAAAAGAACGCAUUUAUUAUUUAUAAUAAACAAAGGCUUUUGGCAAAAAUCAAAUAUUUAUAUGUUAUUCAUAUUUAUGAUGUUAGAAUUUAAGCAUUAUAAUCGGAUUUUUUUAAAAAAUAGAAUUGAAUUGAAAUUAAUUGAUGUAUAAUAAAGAAAUUAAAUUUAUAAUAAUUAUUAAUAAAAUAUGUAUCGAUUGAUUUAGCUGUUAAAAUAUCGAAAACUGUAGUAGCACAAUACUUUUUCAUAGAUAAGCAUCAUAAUGUUUUUUCUAAAUCUAUCAAAUAUAUACUUUCAAAUAGUACUAUAUUUGUUUAUUUAUUAACUUUCACACAGUGUCCAUUGCAACUAUAGCUUUUUUUAUUCGAGUUGGAUUCUUACUAGAAUUGAUAAAUAAUGUAAAAUAUAAAAAAGAAAGCUUGAAAAAAUUUACCCUUUUUUAAAAAAUAAUAAAAUUAUUUUUUUAAUAUUCAAUGACGUCCCAUUGGCAUAAGAAGGUUAUAUAAUAUUGUGAUUGAUUUUGUUAAAUUUGUGUUAUUAGACUUAAUAAAUUAAUCCAAAGAAGAGAAAUUAUGAGGUCCCAUUUAAACUGAAAUCAAAUAUUUCUGUCAAGUGUGAGAGAAAAUACAUUAAAAAAUACAGAAAAUUUAUUGAAUCUUGUAUUGUUUGUUUACCAAAUAUUUUCAAUGAAACUUUCGAAAUUUAAGCAGGAUUUUUUGAUAAUUUUUGUAUUUUGGAAAAAUACGCACAUGCAUUUUGAAAAAUGUAUAUUCAUAUAUAAAUGGGAAAGAGGGGUAAUACAGUAUAGCUAAGAACAAUUUUUAGUUGAGUACAAUAUAUUAUUCAUGAAAAGUCAUUGCUGUAAUACUUUUUUCCAUAAAGGUUUUUUUCUAGAAAAAGUCAAAUCACCUGGUUUUAACCCAUUCGUGAGGCAAAACCAGGUACACAUAUCACGGGAAAUUUAGAAAUGCUAAAAACUCAGUGAAAGGUUGCAGACAUAUCUAUUUUAUAUGACAUUUUAAGAAACUUAUGCAUGAAAUUUACAUGUGAUGCAGUCAAGGCUGUACUGAAGGAAAGAAGAAAAGGGGCACCAAUUCUCCCGGAGCCAAGAACUACUGAGGGCCCAACUAAAAUUCUCUAAAAAACAUGGCACUCAUAAUUUUUUUUAAAGAAAAAGAAAACUGUGGAAAAUUUCUUCAUACCUAUAUAAAAACUACGAAUUUGUUUAAAAAGCCCUAAAAACUUCUACUAAAUAUGAAAAUAAAUCUUUUCGAAAUAAGGGCCCGCAAUAAACUUUGUCCUGAGGCCCGUAAAACCUUUGUCCAUCCUUGAAGGUAAAUGUCUUCUUCCUCCGUUCGCGGACCUGGCAUAGACACGCAUCGAAGGAGUACCAGGUCUAACCCAGAGAGCAGAGGUUAUAGAAACGAAACAAAACCUAGCUACAAUUAAACGGAAUACUUUUUGUUUUUUAGAUUAUAAAUCUUUAGUAAACAGAUAAAAAGCUGAAGUGAAAUUUUUUUUUAUAUCUCUAAUGAUCGAUAAAUAAGGAUAGAUUGAAAACAAGAGAACAUUUGAAAGUUGACAGAGUAAAACGAAUUGAACAUCGAACAUUUUAGAAUUGACAUACUGAAUUCUGGAUAACAAAACCAAAAUAUACGAUAUUUAAACCAUUUAUUUGGUAAUUUUUCAGUUCAUAUAGUUUCAAUUUACCAGAAAUUCUGGUUUGCAGAACUAUUAUUCUAAUUACGAUCCAUUUAGUAAAAAUACAAAAAAAAAAAAAAAUUUUAAACCCAAUAAAUGGUUAUUUAUGCCAUGUUCUAAAGUAUCAUGAAGAAAAUACCAAAUUUUGUCUCACUUAUUACCAAAAAGCAUGGUAAUACAACGAUGUUUUAUUGUUAAUUCACCAAAAAAACACUUCUGAGGUCUUUGGUAAAAAUUACUGAGCUUUUUGGUGUUCCUAUAGAACCAGAAAGAAGAUAAAUCUAAAAGGUUCUUGUAUCAGAAAUGUAUUUUUUUAAAUCUUCCAAUAUUUGUUAAGAUCUAUUCUACAAUUUUUUUUAAAAUUUACUGUGCAUUUAUAAUGUUUUUAACAAUUGUUAUCCAAUCAAAAAUGCACGAUGAAUGUACGAUCUUGUUAAAUAGUAUAGUGUCUUAAAUUAAAAAACUUUUUUUUCUAUCGCCAAUUUGUUUUUAAUUUUUUGUUUAGGCAAUGUAUGAUUAUUGAUAUUUAUUUACGUGUGAAAUAUUUAUUUUUAUUGUUUGACAAAGAAUUUAGAUCUCAAAACUAUUACUUUCAAAGUAUUUAUGAAUACACAUCUAUGAACAAAGAGCUAUAGAUGCAUUUAUCUACAUAAAAUUAUAAUGACUGUAAAGAUUCUUCGUUUAUUUGUUUUGUGUAAUACUUGCCUAAGUUAUAUUACUUCUAUUAAUAAGGCUUUUAAAUGUAGUAAUAUUGUACAGAUUUGACUAUUUUAUUGAUGUUGAAUGUUGUUUUUAUUCAUAAUUUUAUGUUCUCCACUUAAUGUUUGUUGUAAUAGUAUUUUGUGUACUACUUGUGACAUGUUUUGGUAAGUAAAUAAAAUUGUCUUACAAAAUAA